AAGAAAAGCUUUUCAGCCGUCGUCACUCUGCCAGCCAUUUCCACGUUCCACGGGAGUCGCAAGUGGACGCACGACGCGCAACUUGAGUCAAUUUCAACUCGAGGGAGGGGGGGAAAUGUUUCUGGGUCGAGUGCGCCCUUUGGAGAUGCUGCGUCGUCAGACUCUACUAAUCAAUCGAUUGAACCGGUGCACACAUGGAUAUCACUGGCAUUAGACGAGGAAGAGGAAUAGGGAGCGAAACAUAGGUACAAGAGCGAGAGACGGAAAGAAAACAUUGUCAAGAACCGUGUGUGUGUGUGUGACGUGUGUGUGUGUGUGUGUGUGUGUGGUUGUGUGUGCAGUCUCUGUCUGCGUGGCACAAGUUCACCGUUUCCUACCACGCGAACGAGACCCGGAAAGUUGGAGCGGGAAAUAUUUGCGCGCCGAGGAAGACAACGCGGUCUUUGUAAAGUCUUCAACGCACGAGGAAGAAGGAGUCCCGAAGUCACUGCCGAUACCGGUUUGGAUGUUACCGCAUGACGAACGACAAAAUGGUUAACUCCAAAGAGGAAGGAUUCCCGUGGACUCUUCUGUAGUUGGUAUCCCCGUGAUCAGCGCGCCGGUUGGAGUCUUUGGCUGGCGGAUAUCGGAUGAGCACCAUGUCGGAAAUUUUUCCCCGGAUAACGGAUUUCCAGUUGCGUUGAAAGGUGGGGGGGUGGAGAAGGUGGUUGGGGUGGGGGAGCGCGGGAAAUCAGUGGCGUUCCGCCUGACGGCUCUGGAUUACUGUUGCGCGCCAUGAUGCUGGUGCAUAUUGUCAGUUUAUUGUUACUAUUAGAUGAGGGCGUCCACGCCACGGGAGCCGCCCAGCUCGCCGUCUCGUCGUCGGGGUGGCGGGAGCCCCUGGACUGCGUGCGUGCCUCGGAGCUGUGCAACCAGAACGGCCAGUGCAGCUCGCGCUUCCGCAUCAUGCGCCAGUGCCUGUCGGGCGGCGACAAGGAGCGCAGCACCAUGCUGGCCUCCAAGGAGUGCCAGGGCGCCCUGGAGGUGCUGCAGGACUCGCCGCUCUACGACUGCCGCUGCAAGCGGGGCAUGAAGAAGGAACUGCAGUGCCUGCAGAACUACUGGAGCAUCCACAUGGGGCUCAGCGAGGGUAAGGGGGAGGAGUUCUACGAGAUGUCUCCCUACGAGCCAAUCCACUUCUCUGAGGAAUUUAGACACGCCUCAAUCAUCUCAGACUCCUCGUUGGCGAGGGUGGGCCCGUGCGCCGACGCGGCGCAGCCCUGCAACCCGUGUCUGGACGCCGCCAAGGCGUGCAACCUCAACGACACGUGCAAGCGCCAGCGCUCCGCCUACAUCGCCAUCUGCACCAAGGCCACGCCCCCGCAGCUCACCUUGGCCAAUCAGGAGCCCUGCAGUCGGAAGCGAUGUCAGAAGGCCCUGCGGCAGUUCUUGGAGCGCGUGUCCUGGGAGUUCAGCUACCCCCUGCUGUUCUGCUCCUGCCGGGACCAGGCGUGCGCCGAGCGCCGCAGACAGACCAUCGUCCCGGCCUGCUCCCACCAGGAGAGGCACAAGCCCACCUGCACCGAGCUGCGGCGCACCUGCAGGUCCGACGCCCUGUGCAGGUCCAGACUGGCUGACUACCACAUGAACUGCCAGGUGACUCCUCACACCGUGACGGGGUGCCCGCAGGAUAACUACCAUGGCUGCCUCAUGGCCUAUGUUGGCCUCAUUGGCUCCGACGUGACGCCCAACUACAGCGACAGCAGCCCCACCAACAUCACCAUCAGCCUCUGGUGCACCUGCAGAGGCACGGGCAAUCAUGAGCGCAACUGUGAUGCCUUCCAUCGGGACUUCACACAUAACUCCUGCCUCAGAAACGCAAUACGCGCGUUUGGCUACGGCUCGGAGGCACCACUUCCUGUCACGGAACCCUUGCCCACGUUCCUUCCCCCCGCCCAGCCGCCAAUCCUCGCCAAGCCUGGCCCUCCUCUCCAUGGCAACGCGCUCCAACCAAUAGACAGCGCUUGCAUGUUCUCCACUUGUGCUAACUUGCAGGACAGUGGACGGAAAUGCAUUCCCUCCGACGACUUUGACUGCGAGGAGGGCUCCAUAGAGUCUCGGAACCGGGACGAGGCGGAGAGCGGCGGCGGCGGCGACCAAUCACAGCGCAGCCUCUGUGUCACGGUGGGCGUAUCCAUCCUGGCCGAGUUCCUGCUCAGGGUCCUGUACUGAGAGGAUCACGACCGCAGUUAAAACAAACAUACAACAAAAACAACAACAACAUCAACCACACCAACCAAACCAAAACCACCGUCACCACACCAACAACAAACAAACAAACCGACCGACACACAAACCAAGAAACAAACACAGAUUUAUCGUGGGACCCCGGCUGGAUUGCGGCAAGAGCUGACUUCGCGCCCCUCAGGAUGUCUUGUGACAUCAUAUCCUCCACUGCCUGAAGAAAGAGGUUGACGCACCAAACACACAAACAAAGACUGGGAACUGUACUGCCGGGAUCGGUUAUUCCUCCGGCAGUGGACAGAGACAUCGUAACAGAAGACUAAGACUACGGACUGCUUGUGUGUGUUUGUGUGUCUGUGUGUUCGAAAGUGCACGCGCACGUGCGAGUGCACAUGCACAUGAAGGGUAAAUAAAGGACACCAGAGAGAGAUGUCUUUGUCACACAGCUGUGACACAGGGUUUCCGCAGUGCAGGGUCUGAAGCGAUUGUUUGCUCUGCGCGACUCCAUUUAGGCUGUGUUUCCCCCACGGCGCGUUGAUCUUUUUAUUUGUAUUGUGUUUUUCCUUCGGUCGUAUUCAGAUGCACCACAGACACCGCGACGCGGUGACAUGAUGGUGUGCCUGCGAACAAGCAAGCCUCCCCGAUCAGCAGAUCACCUCUGUAGCAGUGUGGCAAGCCAGAUAGCUGGGGAGGAGAGCAGACAGAGUUGGUGGUGAUGGGGGCAGACAGACAGGCAGACAGACAGACAGAGGUAGACAGACGGAUAGACCAAUGGAUGGAUCACAGAGCUACUCAAAUUCACUUAGUUCUGAAUCAUUUGGCUAGCUCUCGCUCUCUCUCUCUCUUGCUCACUCUCUCUCUCUCUGUUGCUGUAGUCACAAAUUAGGUACAGUGCACACACUAAGAACAUGCACACACAAACAGAUACAUACACAGACAUACGUGCAUAGAAAUCUCCUUUUGGAUCUGGUUGGUAGACAGGGUUUCCUGCACCACAUGCUUUUCUCUAGUGGGCUCUUUUGCUGGUCAUCGACUCCUCCAUUUUGUUGUAAACAUAUUGUACAAAAUGUGUUUUUGUGAAGUAUGAAGAAACAUGUAAAUCUAAUGUAAUUUAAAUGGAGAGUGUAUAUUUCGCAGUCAUUUACGUGGGCUUGGUAGUGUGUGUGUUAAACGUGUGUGUGUUUGUGUGCAGGCAAGAGUGAGUUUGUGUAUGUAUGUGUGUGUGUAUGCGUGUGUCUGUGUGUGUGUGUGUGUGUGUGUGUGUGUGUGUGUGUGUGUGUGUGUGUGUGUGUGUGUGUGUGUGUGUGUGUGUGUGUGUGAAUGUGUGCGUGCGUGUUCAUUGUGUUCAACAUGUGUGUGUGUGUUCUUCGUGCGUUCUGGUGUAUCCAGCCUCUGGAUUAUUUUCUAUGUUUGACGGGCGGUUCUAGAAUGUUCUAGAAGGUUGGAGAAGGUUCUAGAUUAAGAUGACCUGCCAUGGCCUGUUACUGAAUGAGGUGAACACACAAGCGUUAGGACAGACUCCCUUCUGGGCUGUUGCUGCGUGGAUGACCUUGAGAGUCGUGGAUCACAUGUCUGUUGUAAUGCGUACUUUAACAGCUGUUUCUCGAAACCAUACGAAAGAAAAGAAACGGAAACAAGCUAAUGAAGGCAGGAAACAAUUACCCCAGUGGUAAGAAGAAAAUAAAUAAUAUAUAUAUAUAUAUAUAUACUGAUAUACAUAUAUAUAGACAUUUAUAACAAGGGAAGAUUGUUUCAAUUUGCUGGCAUAUUUGUUUUGAAGUUUAAAGUGCUACAGAAUGUAACUGAAUUAUGUGUCUGGAGAUUUCAAUAAAAUUCCCAACGGUA
This is a messenger RNA of Gadus macrocephalus (Pacific cod), 4068 nucleotides long. It is a transcript of the gene gfra2b, whose product is annotated as GDNF family receptor alpha 2b. Gene Ontology annotation, cellular component: external side of plasma membrane; signaling receptor complex. Gene Ontology annotation, biological process: nervous system development. Gene Ontology annotation, molecular function: signaling receptor activity. The transcript has 10 exons. The record is from RefSeq and is a predicted model, not a curated record. Lineage: Eukaryota; Metazoa; Chordata; Actinopteri; Gadiformes; Gadidae. The coding region runs from base 775 to 2211 and encodes 478 amino acids.